AUGGAGGCACUGAUGGGGAAGUCCGCCGCCGGAGUAAGCGCUCGGCUGCUGCCGGAGUACGAGUUCGCGGAGCCUUCGAGGGGCUCCUCCGCCACCGUCUCGGGCGCAGUGUUCAACCUGUCGACGACCAUCAUCGGCGCCGGAAUCAUGUCGAUUCCGGCGACGCUGAAGGUUCUCGGCGUUGGCCCGGCGGUGGCCCUGAUCCUGGCGGUGGCGCUUCUGUGCGACGUCUCCGUGGAGAUCCUCCUUCGGCACAACAACUCCGGCGAGGCCAUGUCCUACGCCAGCAUUAUGGCGGAGUCCUUCGGAAGGGCCGGCGCCACGGUUGCGCAGGCCUGCAUCGUCCUCAACAACGUUGGGAUCCUCAUCAUGUACCUCAUCAUCAUCGGUAGCAGCCCACCUCCACCGCUCGUAUAUCUUCUUCCUCAAUCGUCAUGCUUCCACUGAUUUCGUCUGCGUGGGCGUGAGAGCAGGGGACGUGUUGUCGGGGAACCAGUCGGAGGGCGCGGGACACCUGGGAGUGCUGCAGGAGUGGUUCGGCGGCCACUGGUGGAACUCCCGCUCGGCGGCACUCCUCUUCACCCUCGUCUUCGUGUUGCUUCCUCUCCUUCUCCUCCGGCGUGUAGGUUAGUGAGACGGAAGACCAGCGCUUCACUUCCCUUGCUUAUCGAGGAAUUCUCAGCAGAAGUUGAUGCAGAUUCUCUGAGGUUUUCCUCGGCCGUCUCGGUUUUCCUGGCGGUGGUGUUCGUCGCCAUCAGCUCCACCAUGGCGCUCUACGCGCUCUACAGAGGGACAACCAGGACCCCCAGGCUUCUGCCAGAUUUCAGCUCCCGGGCCUCCUUCUACGAGCUCUUCACCGCCGCGCCGGUCAUUGUCCUCGCCUUCACCUUCCAUUUCAACAGUGAGUACUCUCCAGAAAGCUUUCAUCCUCCCGUCGACUCAAUCUCGGACUGAUCUGGCCCAGUCGUCGGGUAUUCCCAGUUCAUCCCAUCAGGGCGGAGCUGCAGAAGUCGUCGGACAUGACGAAGGCCGUGAGGCUCUCUCUGAUCCUCUGCUCCGUCAUCUACGCCACCGUCGGCCUCUCCGGUUACCUCCUCUUCGGGGACGCCACCAUGGCCGACAUACUCUCCAACUUCGACAGAACCUCCGGCUUCGACGUUCCCCCGCUGGUCAACGACCUCGUCCGGCUCAGUUAUGGUCUCCACCUCAUCCUGGUCUACCCCCUUCUCAACUUCUCUCUGCGGAUCAACCUGGAUGGGCUACUCUUCCCGAGAUUGCGGCCGCUGCCAAACGACGACACCCGCUUCGUCUCUAUGACGCUCGGAUUGGCGGCACUCAUCUACUUAGCUGCCAUCGGCAUCCCCAACAUAUGGAUCCUGUUCCAGAUCUUCGGAUCGACGACAUCCGUCUGCCUCUCGUUGAUCUUCCCGGCCUCCAUCGUCCUUAGGUGACGACCGUCUGCGCAUAAAGAUUUCCGCUUUCCUCUUCCUCUUUGGCCCAGCUGAGUUCCUCAUGCAGGGACGUUCACGGCAUCGCUUGCCGGCGAGACAAGAUGAUGGCCGCGACGAUGAUCGCCCUGGCGGCGGUGACGAGCGCCAUCGCUAUAUCUUCCAACCUUAUCGGCUCAAUAGAUAGUAGGAAGUGA
Spirodela intermedia is the source of this 1645-nucleotide messenger RNA. NCBI's taxonomy places the organism in Eukaryota, Viridiplantae, Streptophyta, Magnoliopsida, Alismatales, Araceae. The record is from the annotation of a GenBank genome assembly.